AUGAUUAAGCUCCCUACUAAAUCUGCAAAACAACAAAGAGUUGAAAAAAUACCCCAUAAUAUUGAGUCUAAUAAUAAAUUUGAUGUAUUAAAUGAAAUUAAUGAUGCUAAUGUUGAAAGUGCUAGUAAUACUACACCUAGCCAACAGACAGUGCAGCAGGAGCCGAGGAACAGCCAAGAAAAGGCUAUCCCCCCCAAUAAUGUGAACCUUAAUGGCAGCGGUAAAGUUGGAAUUUCUGAUUUUGACUUGCUGAAAGUGUUAGGCACAGGAGCAUAUGGAAAAGUGUUCUUGGUGAGAAAAUCACGUGGACAUGAUCGGGGGAAGUUGUAUGCUAUGAAAGUGCUGAAAAAAGCUUCUAUAGUUCAAAAGCAGAAAACAUUAGAGCAUGCCAAAACAGAGAGACAAGUUUUAGAAGCAAUUCGCCAGUCUCCUUUCCUUGUAACACUACAUUAUGCCUUUCAGACAGAUGCAAAACUUCAUCUGGUUUUAGAUUAUGUUAGUGGAGGAGAGUUGUUCACUCACUUAUAUCAGAGAGAUCAUUUUACUGAAGAGGAAGUGAGGAUUUAUGUUGGAGAAAUUAUUCUUGCCUUAGAACACUUGCAUCAGCUUGGAAUUAUAUAUCGUGAUAUCAAAUUAGAAAAUAUUUUAUUGGAUUCCGAGGGUCACAUAGUGCUUACGGAUUUUGGUUUAAGCAAAGAAUUCCUUCCUCAUGAAACGGACCAAAGAACAUAUUCUUUUUGUGGAACUAUUGAGUAUAUGGCUCCUGAGGUGAUAAAAGGAGGAAGUACAGGGCAUGACUUUUGCGUUGACUGGUGGAGUGUCGGUGUGUUAACGUAUGAACUUCUUACUGGUGCUUCUCCAUUUACUGUUGAAGGUGAAAAAAAUACUCAGAGUGAAAUCUCAAAGAGAAUUCUACGAGGCUUGCCUCCUAUUCCUGAUCACUUAUCAUCUGAAGUGAAGGAUUUUAUCCGGCGACUUCUUGUCAAAGAUCCAAAGAAACGAUUAGGUGGUGGUCCAUCAGAUAGUGAAGAAUUAAAGCGGCAUAAAUUUUUCAAAAAUUUGAAUUGGGAUGAUCUGGCAAAAAAGAAAAUAGAAGCUCCGAUUGUUCCUGAGAUUACUGGUGAAUUGGAUACAAGUAAUUUUGCUGAUGAAUUUACUUCCAUGACGCCUGCAUAUUCUCCUGCUGCUGUGCCACCUAACAAUGAUAAAUUAUUUAAAGAUUAUUCCUUCGUUGCUCCAUCUGUACUUUUCAGCAGAAACGUGAUAAGUGAUGACAUCUUUGGAUGUUACCAUGAUAGUCGACCAGACACUUCUCAGCUGCUGGCAGCAAAAUUUAAGAAUUCACCAUUUUUUCAGAAUUAUGAUCUUAUAAUGAAAGAAGGUCUCUUAGGUGACGGAAGUUUUUCUGUGUGUAGGAAAUGUGUAAAUAAGAAAACUCAAUUAGAAUAUGCUGUAAAAAUAGUGAGCAGGCGUAUUGAUAGUUCCCGUGAAAUACAACUCCUAAAAUUGUGCCAGGGUCAUCCUAAUAUUGUUAAUUUGUAUGAAGUAUAUCAAGAUGAUACUCAUACUUAUGUUGUAUUAGAAUUACUUAAAGGAGGAGAGCUUCUAGACAGAAUAAGGAAGAAGGAUAAGUUUACCGAGAAAGAAGCUAAUAGAAUAUUUAGACAUUUAGUAUCUGCUGUUAACUUUAUGCAUGCUCAUGGAGUUGUUCAUCGAGAUCUUAAACCGGAGAAUCUCCUGUUUGUAGACUCGUCUGAAAAUGCCAUCGUGAAGAUAGUAGACUUUGGUUUUGCUCGACUGAUGCCGACAGACAACCAGCGGAUGAAUUCUCCAUGUUUUACUUUGCAAUAUGCUGCACCAGAAGUAUUGAAACAGACCUUUCCAGCACCAGGAAAUAACGGCUAUAGCGAAGCUUGUGAUUUAUGGAGCUUAGGAGUGAUAUUGUACACCAUGUUGUCUGGAAAAACUCCUUUUCAAACUUACAGCAGGGAAGCUAGUGCAGCUGCAAUAAUGCAACGUAUUCGAGAGGGCGAGUUUUCAUUCACUGGGCCUCAAUGGGAUGUUGUGUCUCAGGAAGCAAAGGAGGUUAUUCAAGGUCUUCUAACAGUUGAUCCUCAUCAGCGACUUACAAUGCCACAACUGAGGCUACAUCCAUGGGUCCAGGCUCCUAAACUUAUAACAUAUUCUAGUACUCCUCUUAUGACGCCUGAUGUUUUGAGUUCCUUAACUUCUCCCAGAGUAGCAGCUGUCCUUAAUGCUACCAUGGAUGCCUUUCAUAAAGCAACACGAGAUGGUUUUCGCUUGCAAGAUGUUUCUGCCGCUCCUCUUGCACAACGUCGUAAACAAAAGAAAAGUUCAACAGAUGUGGGCAGCAGCUCUUCUCUUAGUAGUGAUAUUUCAUCAAGUAGAACUUCAUAUUCAUGUUUUUCAUCUUCUGAGAAAGAUGGGAAUCACAAAAUAACAAAAGACAAACAUUCCGUGUUUGAUUACUCCGAAGAAAGAGUUGCUGACUAUUUGUCUACAUUACCUGACAUUUCUAAGACUAGAUUACUUCAUGGAACUGUGACAUGGUCAGCCAGUGACCAACUUGAGAAGUGUUCGAAGGGAAAUGCACACGUUCAACACAGGCCGACAACUCGUUCCUGCAAGCGGAAGCAGGAACCUGCUCCUGUUGUUAGUUCUCAAAGUGACGAAGAUUGUGUUUUCAUCGCUGAAAUUCCUGCUACUAGACAAAACACUAGAAGAAUUAAGAAAGCUAAAGUAAUAUCAACCUGUUGACGGGUUCUGCUUCGAGUAAAAUAAAAAACUGAAAAAUUGCCUUUUCAUGUGUUUAACAAAUGAGAGCUUGUUUAAUUUCUUUCUGGAAUUAAAAAUCACUAUAUCAUUAAUUUAUUAGUAUCUCAAUACUUGUAAAUUAUUGAAUAAGUUUAUGAAAUGUAAUUGCCAUGAGAGUAAUUUAAGUAAUUUAUUUUUAUGAAAUGUAUAAAUAGAAUUGUCCUCAAAUUUAAAUAAUUGAAAGUUACUUGACAAAAAUACUUUAAAUAACAGAAAAUUUUCUCUUGAUUUCAUAUUGAAUAUUUUUAUUUUCUUCAGAAUAUAGUUAGUUUUCUAGAAAAAUUGUACAUAUAUGCAUAAUUGGGUCCACUCGAGUUGAAAUGCAAUUGUACUUGCUUGAUGUCUCAUGUCUUUCAAACGGGCCUAUUAUGAAAUUUUUCGACUAGUUUAGAAAAGUUUUUUCAUUCAUUAAGUGCCUCAGAAUAUAUUUUGCACAUAAUAUAUAGGAACAAGUACGUUAGCAAUUAAAUCACAAACUAUUGGUGCAUACUGCAUGAUGUAAAUGUGUAUAAACUUAAGAUUAAAGCAUCAUGAACCAUUUUAAUACUCAGUAACAGAGUAUUUCCUCAUUGGAUUUUUUACAUUUAUUAUAUUAAAAGCAUUCUAUUUAUUGCUUAUAAUUCAGAUUAGUUUGACAGUUGCUAAAAUAGUCCUGUUGCUUGAGCAUCACAUAUCUAAUCAUGUUGAUUUCACUGGCUAAUUAUUGGCUGAAAGAAAUUUCAUAUGUCUAAAGAAUGACAAGUUACCUUGUGAUGUAGGGUGUGUUGCGAGAAAGAUUAGUUUAAAUAUUUAAACAUUUUGACACAUAUCACAAAUUUUGAAACAGCAUGCAUUUAAUAUUCUAAUACAUUAAAAUUUUAUUUAAAAGUUGAUUUCAGAUUCAGUUAAAAAAUGUAAAAUUCCAUAAUUUAAAUUACAAAAGGUUUGAUAUUGUGUAUUUUUUCUUUAUUAUCAAAAAUUCCGAUUUCCAAGUUGUACAUAUUAUAGUUUUAUAAUCUAACCAAUAUAUCAAAAAGUUUUAUCAAAGGAUUUAUAAUUGAAAGAAUUUUUCAAUGUGAAUAUUAUUUCUUUUAGAAUCUAUAAUUUGGCAUUUCAUGUACUUAGUAUAUGUAGACUGUAAAGCCUUACUGAGUUGACCACUUCUAAGGGUAGCAGUACUUCUGAGAUCAUAAAUAAUAAUAGUAUUGAAUAUUAACUCAGUCAUGUUCUGGUGUGACAGUUGCUCAUGAGUGAUCAUCUUAGGGAAGUUUCACUGGAUUUGAGUACUGUAAUAUUUGUACUAAUAUGCUAAGGCUUUUAUAACUGUGUUAGCUCACUGAUAGUUUCAUAACGAUUCUAAUUCUAAUGGUGUGGGUGUGUAGUAAGAUCCAAAAGUAUGAGGACUUGGCACAUAAUUUAAAAUACUUAUGCAAGUGCAUCCUGGAAAUAAUCUCCUUGUGUGACAGUGCAGUUUUACUAGCAUUUGUACGGCUGGAUGUAUUGGCAUGAGUCAUCUCUUGCAGCCACCUAUUAUCCUUCAGUGCUGUUUUUUGUUUUUGUCUAAUGUAUCGUCACGCUCACUUAAAACGUAAUCAGAGAAAGUUCUGGAACUUUCUCAAAAAAAAAAUUGGGGAAGUUGGGCAGAACAAUCCUCUCAAAUAAUAAAAAGUUCAUAUUUUAAAGUUCAUAUUUUUUAACCUGCCAAAAAAAAUGCUGUUUGAGAAAAAUGCUGAAAAAAAAAAUGCUGAGAGAGCAAGUAAAGAAAAAAAGUAUUUUAAUCAUUUCAUCUGUGAAAUAAUUUUAUUAAACUACAGCUCCCUUACCACUUGUCAAUGAGCUACAUGUUGUUCUUUUCAAAACUGUAGCUAUCUUAUCACCCUUCUCCUUAGGAGUACAAUUUCCCUAAAAAUAAUAAGACAGUUUAGAAAUUAUGAGAAUAUGUCAUUACGGUAUAAAAAAAAAACCAAACUUGCAUAUUAGUGCAACCACCGGAAGACAGUUUUAAUUUUUUUUUAACAGAAGGAAAAGAAUGGUGUCUUAUGAUUUUAAUAUAUAUAUAUAUAUAUAUUUCAAAAAUUCAUAAAUAAACCUACUUACAAAUGAGUUUUUGUUUACUUAGAUUUUUGGAAAUUCUGUGGCAGUCACAGUAAGAAUUUAGAGCAGUGAUUCCCUUUAAAGAUUUUUCAUCAAAUAUUGUAUACCUACUGAAUGUUUGCUGCAGUUUCUUUCAUUAUAUACAAAUUCUAUAAGUACAUGAAAAUGUCCAGGUUGCUUGUUAAAACUGCAGAUAUGCAGAUUCUGAAAAUCUGAUGAUUUCUAAAGUAAUUGCACUCAUAAGUAUGUAAGUAACUACAUUAGUUAAACACUUUUUUUUUAUUUAGUAUAAAUCUUGGCCCAUCAGUUUUGAAACAUAGGAGUAAUAUUUAUUGUACUAUUAUUACAGCUUUCUUUUUUACUUUCCAGAAUUUAAUAUUUUUUUAAAACCAUACGUAUUUUUUUUUCGAAUGGUUUAAAUCCAUUUUUUCCACUACUUGUUUCUUUCAUUCCUUUCUCAGUAUUCAUGCUUAAUUUGUUAGCUAGUUCAUUAUACUUGGUAAGAAUGUUGUUUUGUUUGAUAAGGAAAGACAGAGGAGGAAAAUUAAAAGUUCAAUUUUUGGGAGAAUCUUGUAUUAUUGUAAAUCUACAUCCCUGCAAAGUUUGUUUUAUUAAUGAAAAGAAAUAAAAGUGACAGGGGAAUAAGUGUGUGAUAAGUGGAAUGUAUACUUGUAUUGAACAUUAAUGAAAAGGAGUAAAAGUGACAGGGAAAUAAGUGGACUGUAUCAUUUCCAGCAAGAAACUGUCUUACUGUUGCACAUCAAUGGGCAUGGAUGUUGUCAUACAAAUGUACUGUUAUUCAUUUCCUUACAUCUCGCACCAUUUAAGGUGAAUUUGGACUGUAUACUUUUAUUGUGUAGCUGAGCAUAGUUCUUAUAGUUUGUGGGUGGUACUACAUGCCUCUAAAAGAAAGAUCUGAGAACAUUUCUUGCUCAACAAAUAUUUAGUUUUUAGGUUCUUGUACAUUAUAUUACACAUCCUUGAUUGAUUUUUCUUAAGUAACUAAGCAAAUAUUUGACCUCCUUUUAAAUAAUUUAAAAUGUGUAACAUGAUAGAAUGAUAAAAUUAAGAAACUAUUUUUGGACUAUGUAACAGUUUGGAACAGAUCAUUGAGGUCGAGCUUUUCUGUGCAGGUAGUUAUGCAGCGACAAGAAUGUUACUUUAUUUAUUAAAUAAGAUGUAAAGUUAGGAUCAAAAUGCUAGAUUAUAUUUGCUUUUUUUUUUUUUUUUUUUUUUUUUUUUUGUGAAAGUAAAACAUUUAAAAAAGUUUCCAAAUUUAGCAGGCAGUUUCAAGUAUGUUAAAGCUUUCAUUUGACAGAAUAUCUUUAUAGAUUAGUGUAUUUAUUCUGUAAAAAAAUUAAGGUGUUAUAACAAAGCGUGAAUGAAUUUUCUCUGUAAAAAGUAAUUUAUAUAAAUAGUUAUAUAUAUAUAUAUAGUUCUGUUAUAUAUAAACAGUAAAAUUUUGAAGUGGGACUGUAACCAGUUCAAAAAUUGAAAACUCGGUUAAAAGAGAUUGCAUUUUAAAGUGUGCCAGUUUUGACAAGGUUUCUCUAAUUUUUAAAUUAAAAAAAAAAAAAAUGAAGGCUCAAAUACUGCAGCUAACAUUUUAGCAAAAUAUAUAAAUAAAAUUUACUUUGUUUAUUAGUUAAAUAGAUAAUCUUUACAAUAUUUUAUCUGUGACAGAAAUAUUCACAAAAAGCAAUAAGAAAACUGCAUUGAAGUAUGCACAACUUGGGAAAUUUUGUGAAAUUUCUUAUGUGCAUAUUUAUGCGACAAUUUUUUUUAAAAAUAUUGAUCUAUUCCUUUUUAUGAUAAUCUUAUAAUUAUGUCAGCUACUACACAAUCGUGUCAUAUUUCUGUCAACAAAAGAUCUAGAGAUGAAACAUAAGGAUAUUCCUUUUCAAAUUAAAAAACUUUGCUUAAGGUUUCAACAUUUUUAAUUUUCGUGUUGUUUAUUAUCAUUUUGUCAUCACUCUCAACAUAAUUGUAGUUUUUAUUAUUCUCAGAUCUAUGGCAUAAAUGAUUUUGUUUCUAAAACUAAAAAAAUUGAUUUGCUGUUUCCUCAGUAUAUUUAUUUCAGAGCCUCCAUCUUGAACUAUGCCUGCAUAUCCUUUGAAACAUACUUUCAAAUGCAUCAUCAGUUGAAUCAGACUGUUAAUAUUGCUUUCAUAUUUAACACAUCUGUGUAACCCACAUCUUUUAUAAUCAACAAGGCCAUUAAAUGACCUAUUUCAGAGAAAAAGGCUAAAUGACUAAUCACUGAUAAAAGAAUCCAUAAUUAUUAUUAUUUUUACCUUUUGUAAUAUUACUGCAUUUUUCCUGUGAUUUCUUUAAACUGAUAGGUUAACAGAGAUUAUACUGUAUUUGAGUGUUUCUUACAGUAUAAUUUAUAAACUUGUAUGUUCUUACAUUAUAGUAAUUUAUAAAUUUAAAUGUUUCUUACAUCAACAUUUAACUUUCACUUUUUGAAAUAGUAUAUUGUUGUUUUAUAUUGGUAAAUUUCGGACAUACAGUUAAUAUUGAGCAAACACCCUAGUUGUAAAAAUCAGUUUUGGUACAUAAGAAUAGGGGAAGACUUGAAACAUUUUAUACUUUUUCAUUAAUCAACCAGCAUUUGCUUAGAAUUAGGUAAAUAUAAACUCUAUCAGUAUUUAAUAUCUAUUUGAAUCUUUAAACAAUCUUUAAACAAGUUGAGAUAUGUGGGUCCAAUAUUAAAAAGUGCAUUAAAUAUAUAAGAAUUCCUUGGGUGAGUUCAAGUGCUUAUCUGAUAAUUGCACUAAUUGUGCCUAUGUAUGUUUGAUCUGUAGUUAUUAAUGUAUGAUUGAACCUGAAAUACUGACAGUGUAUUAUAGAAUAUAUUGCAGUUCCUGUAGUACUGUCUGCAAGUGUGAAAAUUAAAGACUGCAUUUUAUGAGUUGCAAAGAAUCUUUAAAAUGUGUAUUGUUGCUGGAAUGUGCAGUUUAUAGUUGAUGGCCGUAAGAUUGAAAUAUAUUGGUGAUAUUUAAUGUUAAUUCAAUCUUCUAGUAUUAAAAAAAUGUAAUGUUUCCAUUAUUUAUUAAUGCAAUAAAAAAAGCAUAUUUAUCCUACUCCUAUGCAAUUUCAUCUGAGAUAUUUUUGAGUAUGUUAUGAUACAAAUAUAUAAUUAAAUGCAGCUUGAAUGUAAUAUAGUUGCUACAGUGUAUAUUUUCAGAAUUGCUUAAUAUAAGAAUUAAAAAAUCUUGAUUCCAUGUGUUUUAUACGUUAAGAUGUAAAUAGUCAUUUGCUACUGUUUGAGUAAAAAAAAUUAAGCAUUUGUGAAUGUAUGUUAAAUUAAGAGUUUCGUUUUAAAAAUUAGUCUAAAGAUAUGAGAAAGUUUUUAGUCAUUGCUAGAUUCUGAUAUGGUUCUGUUAAUAGGAAAAUGCAUUAUACAUUAGUUUCUUUAUUCUUUAUAAGGAAAAAAGGAGCAAUGUUUUGCAGUAUUUCUUUCACUGCAUAUUUUAAAAUUCUAUUUUUGAAAAUAAUUUCAAAAGUAGAAGAAAAAUUUAUCAGUUAUUUCUUGAAGUAAAAUUAUUAGAAACAGUUAUGAAAAUGAUAAAUUUGGCAUCUAGUCGUCGUUCUGAGUAUUGUUGACAUAAAUAGUAAAGUCAUUCAAAAAAUGGUGAUCUUGAAUCGAUUGUGAUAUAGAGUGUGGUGCCAGUGUAUAGAUUUAAAAAUGUUUAUUCUAUUAAAUAACUUGAGAUUCCAUUUCAAUGCAGUUAUGUUCUGCCAAAGUCAUUAUGAAAUGCUUUAUUACUAAUCAGUGCAAUAUGAGAUAUUUAAGUGUCACAAUUCUCAUCCUUGUAUGCAUUUUAAAGUAUUCUAUCAUUCCCAGUAAAAUGGAACAUUAUAAGGACAAUUAAUUGUGAGCAUUUUUGAAAUGCCUAUUGUGUAAAUUUAAAUACUUUUUAAUCUUUUCUUUAUCAAUUUUUCAACUACUUGACUUUUUGCAAAUAGAACAAAUAUGUUAAUUGUAAGUAAGUUGUUCUGCUUUCCUUUACAUUUUAAAUAAAAUUUCCUUGUAUAGAAUUGGGUGAUGACUUCUUUAAUUAUAUUUAGAGAAUGUAUGUGACAAAUAAGUCUUCCAAAUAAUAAAUUUCACUACUUUUAAAAGUACUCAAAAUAUAAGCUGCAGUUGCUUUCAAAUCUAAAUGUGUUAAAUAUUGAUAAAUUUAUCUAUUAAUCACUGAGUGUUGGUAAUUGUCAUACCUGCAUGAAGUGCUUGACUUACUUAAUGUCAGAUUACAUUGUUUUGUAUCAUAUUUUGCAUUACUGUUCAUUUUUAAAACAAUCACAUUGAGAGAGGUGAUUAGAGGUGCAAAAUAUUCUGCAAAACAGAAAUAAUAAAUGUGCAGUAAAUCCAGACUUAAUGAUUAGUUAUACAACUCAGAGAAGUGAGUCUGAUAAAACAUUUUAAAAGAUAAUUUUAAAUAUGUGAUAUAUUUGAUAUUUUAAUUAAGAUAAUUUAAAAUGUUACUGUUCUUUUAAAAAAGUUUAAUGUUACAAAAUUAAUCUUUCGGACUAUUUUGACAUUUUGAAAACAUGUUUGAGAAAAUACUUGCUUGUGUGUCUUUCAAGGAAAUUUAUAGGCACAAGUGAAGUAUUUAAUUAUAUUUUACAUUUUAUCUUAUAUGGGAAAACAUACCUACUUACUGUCUUCAAAUUCAUUUAAACCUUCAAACUAAUGAAAAGGCAUUUUAAUUUGUAUUGUUGUAAUAUUUCAAAUAUUUGUUUUCUGUUUAGUAGAUUAUGUGGAGUUCUGUAUUUAAAUUUGGUGCACUGUCUUCGAAGAGGAGUUUCAGCACUUUCUUCAUUUUUCCCUUUUUCAAACCAAAUGUAUAUUUCUCGAAUAGGUUGUGUUCAUUCCAGUUUUAAGUUAUUUAUUAUGGCUAAUCGACAGAAUGCAAUAAUUUGGAAACUACAUGUUUUUAUUGUUAAUAUUGCAUAACUGCAUCAGUGUGUUUAAUGUAAAGAAAAGUAUCUUGUACAGAAAAAGAAGUUAGAUGUAUUUGUGUGUGUAUUCUGUAUGGUAUUUAAUAUAUUUUGAAGUCAUGUAGCAUAAUAUAUAUAAUAUAUAAAUAUAAUAUAUAUUUAUAAAUCAUUCCAAGAAAUGAAAAAUAUGAAUUUUCUAUAAUUGAAUAUAUAUAUAUCUAUACUAUAUGUGCAUGUAUAUAUUCAGGCAAUAAUGUAAAACAUUUCAUGCAUUGAUUAAACUAAUUUAAUUUUGUUAGUCAUAUUUUUAAGUGUGGUGCCGUGUGCUCACUUGCCUUCUUGUUAUGAAAGAAUUUAUGAUACUGCUGUUGAUUGUGAAUAAACUAUUUGAUUGGAGAAGUUUAAAAAAAUAAAUCUUUAUGAUUUUGUUAAAA
Molecule: messenger RNA, 10289 nt
Organism: Stegodyphus dumicola
Lineage: Eukaryota; Metazoa; Arthropoda; Arachnida; Araneae; Eresidae
Product: ribosomal protein S6 kinase alpha-5-like
Biological process (GO): intracellular signal transduction; protein phosphorylation
Molecular function (GO): protein serine/threonine kinase activity; ATP binding; magnesium ion binding
Source: RefSeq, a predicted model, not a curated record